UUGAUAGUUUGAGGCAACAAACACCAAAAUUAAACCACCCAAAAAUUUCAUCCAUGAUGAAACAUCUCCUUCUUCCCCUUGUUCUUCUCUUAGCCAUCUCCCUCCCUCUCAUCGCUGCCACUGGUGUUGCGAAUGCCACCCAACUAGUCUACGACACAGAUGGACAUGAAAUGAAUAGCUAUUCGUCGUACUACAUUCUCCCAGCAGAGAAGGGCGCCGCCGCCGCCGCCGCCGGCGGCGGCCUCAAACUGAAUUCGUUGACUGCCUUGGCGUCCUUCGUGAUCCAGGCACCAAGUGAGGCUGACCAUGGCUACCCUGUAAAAUUCUCGCCGCUUAAUGCAUCUUCUGAUGGGAUGACUCGUCUUUCAACCGACACCAAGAUCAUCUUCGCCAUCAUCACAACUCGCGUCGAAUCAUUGUAUUGGUAUGUGUCGUCGUCGUCGUCGUCGGGGCCGCGUCAACGUGUCGCCAUCCCGGAAUACCUCAAGAAACCACCUGGUGGAUUUGUGUUCCGCGUCGAGAGGCACGUCGCCGCCGCCGCCGGCGGCGCGGCGACGAAGGGGUACAAGCUGGUGUGGUGCGACGACGGGAAAAUGAAGCCCUGCAGAGAUCUCGGCCUGUAUGAAUCCGAGGGGAAGACAUGGCUAGCGACAGGCAGUGACUCCCCUUUCGUGGUCGUGUUCAAGAAGAGGGAACUUGGUGUCUAGUAUGCAUAGACGACAGUAUGUUUGUUCUGGUCGUCGUGCAUGCACUAAGAGCAAGGUCAAUAAUAGAGCCAUGUGAUUAAAGUUAAGCCAAGUAAUUAAA
Messenger RNA from Sorghum bicolor (sorghum), 807 nucleotides. RefSeq names its product alpha-amylase/subtilisin inhibitor-like. NCBI's taxonomy places the organism in Eukaryota, Viridiplantae, Streptophyta, Magnoliopsida, Poales, Poaceae. Bases 54 to 707 code for a protein of 217 amino acids. Gene Ontology annotation, molecular function: endopeptidase inhibitor activity. The record is from RefSeq and is a predicted model, not a curated record. The transcript has a single exon.